Aspergillus caelatus is the source of this 678-nucleotide messenger RNA. RefSeq lists its product as uncharacterized. The record is from RefSeq and is a predicted model, not a curated record. Lineage: Eukaryota; Fungi; Ascomycota; Eurotiomycetes; Eurotiales; Aspergillaceae. The coding region runs from base 1 to 678 and encodes 225 amino acids. The transcript has 7 exons.
AUGUACCCUUUUGCCAGGGAGCUCGCUAUUGAGUCAUGGAUCUUAUAUGCAGUGGGGAUUUUGAUUAUCGGAUGUCGCCUAGUUUCGCGACGUAUACGGUUAAAGUCAUGGAGCAAGUUACAAAUGGAUGAUGCGCUUAUGUGUGUGAUUGCACUCACCUUCACGGGGGUCACUGUCACGGCGAAUAGCACGGCUCGGGUUAGCAGUGAUCCAAUUGUUCAGGAAGAAUAUCCUACACCACAUGCCGAAGCUCUCAUGGUGUGGGGGAACAAAAUGAUCUUCACGUUGGAGCAGUUCGCUUUGAUUACCAUAUGGCUGGUCAAGGGCUGCCUUCUCAUCAUCUAUAAUCGUCUAACGCUUAUGAUGAAAGAGCAUUUAGUUGUGAAAAUUGUUGCGGUAUAUGUAGUCAUCUCUUUCAUUGUUAUCGAGGUCCUCUUCUUGGGAGUCUGGUGCAGGCCCAUCAGAUAUUACUACCAAUGUGGGACCUACCUAAACCAUCUGAUCACGACAACCGUUUUCAAUAUCUCCUCAGAUUUGAUGAUGUUGUGUAUCCCAUUGCCGCUCUUUAUCCGAUCACACCUACCAUUCAAACAAAAGGUUGCAGUGUGUGCUGUGUUCAGUCUUGGUGGGAUCGUUGUCUGUGAUACCCAAUACACCCCUGCUGAGAUAGAUUGCUGA